Cuscuta campestris is the source of this 2823-nucleotide messenger RNA. Lineage: Eukaryota; Viridiplantae; Streptophyta; Magnoliopsida; Solanales; Convolvulaceae. The record is from the annotation of a GenBank genome assembly.
AAAUACUCUAUGCACUUUUCUUAGUGGGCCUCCAAAACAGUGGCUAAAACAUCGGGCCACUUUCUCCGCCUUCAUGCUCUUUCUUCGCGUGUCCAAAGAGCCCAAAGUCUUCCUUGUCUCUUCUCCAGUGUUUUUCCUCUCUGCUCAAGCAAGACUCUCUCUCUCUCUCUCUCUCUCUAUCUCUCUCUCUCCAUUGAUAAAACAGUCAAACUUCCGACAAGCUUCACUGGCCGCCUCAUGUUUCUCCAGUCGGUGAACUGCUCUUGAAUGGUCUGUUGGUGGUGAUUUUGAACGAGUUCUUAUUCAGUAUUGGAGUUUGAUCGGGUGAGUUGAGACGCUGGGAGUUCUGAUUUUGCAAUCCCCGCAUUUGGGGGGAGGAGGAGAUGUCGAGUUUCCAGGGCGUUCUCGUGUCUGAUCAAUGGCUUCAGAGCCAGUUCACGCAAGUGGAGCUUCGCAGUCUCAAAUCCAGAUUCAUUUCGGUGAAGAAUCAGAAUGGGAAAGUGAACAUUGGCGAUUUGCCGGCUAUAAUGGCAAAACUGAAGGCGUUCAGUGAUGUAUUUAAUGAGGAGGAGAUUAGGAACAUGUUGGGAGAUUCUGGUAAUGAUGAGAUUGAUUUUGAAGGUUUCCUCAGGACAUACUUGAAUCUGCAAACUCUAACUGCAUCGAAAUCAGGUAGUUCUGGAAGCCCUUCGUCGUUCCUCAAGGCCACCACAACUACUCUACUUCACACCAUCAGCGAAUCCGAGAAGUCAUCGUAUGUUGCUCAUAUAAACAGCUAUCUCAGAGAUGACCCGUUCUUAAAGCAGUUCCUGCCUAUAGACCCAGCAUCCAAUGAGCUGUUUAAUCUUGCAAAAGACGGAGUUCUUCUAUGUAAGCUGAUCAAUGUUGCUGUUCCUAAUACCAUAGAUGAAAGGACAAUUAAUAUGAAACGUGUACUCAACCCAUGGGAAAGAAACGAGAAUCAUACGCUUUGCCUCAAUUCUGCAAAGGCUAUUGGAUGCACAGUUGUUAAUAUAGGCAAUCAGGACUUAGUUGAAGGAAGACCUCAUUUGGUUCUUGGAUUGAUCUCUCAAAUCAUUAAGAUCCAACUUUUGGCUGAUCUCAACCUUAGGAAGACUCCCCAGCUUGUAGAACUUGUGGAGGACAACAAUGAUGUUGAGGAGCUUAUGGGAUUAGCCCCAGAAAAGGUUUUGUUGAAAUGGAUGAAUUUUCAUCUCAAGAAAGGAGGCUAUCAGAAAACAGUAACCAAUUUUUCAUCGGACUUGAAGGAUGGAGAGGCAUACACUUACCUCCUUAAUGUGCUUGCACCUGAAUAUUGCAAUCCAGCAACCUUGGAUGUCAAAGAUCCUGCUGAAAGAGCAAAUCUAGUCCUUGAUCACGCAGAAAAAAUGGACUGCAAAAGAUAUUUGAGUCCAAAGGACAUUGUUGAAGGUUCGGCUAAUUUGAAUCUUGCCUUUGUUGCUCAAAUCUUCCAUCAAAGGAAUGGCCUGUCUAUUGACAACAAAAAGAUCUCCUUCGCGGAGAUGAUGACGGACGACGAACUAAUCUCACGAGAAGAAAGAUGUUUCCGGCUAUGGAUCAACAGUCUCGGCAUCAACUCUUACGUCAAUAAUUUAUUUGAGGAUGUCCGAAAUGGAUGGGUACUCCUGGAGGUUCUGGACAAGGUAUCUCCUGGAUCAGUGAAUUGGAAACAUGCAACAAAACCACCUAUUAAGAUGCCAUUCAGGAAAGUAGAGAAUUGCAACCAAGUUGUCAGGAUUGGGAAGCAGUUGAAACUCUCCUUGGUGAAUGUAGGUGGGAAUGACUUUGUUCAGGGGAAUAAAAAGCUUACACUUGCAUUCUUGUGGCAAUUAAUGAGGUUUAACAUACUUCAACUAUUGAAGAAUUUGAGAUCGCGAUUUCAAGGCAAGGAGAUCACUGAUACUGAUAUCCUCAAUUGGGCAAACAGAAAAGUAAAAAGCACAGGAAGAACAUCUAAAAUGGAGAGCUUCAAGGAUAAGAGCCUUUCAUCUGGGCUUUUUUUCCUAGAGCUUCUCAGUGCAGUGGAGCCACGGGUUGUUAACUGGAACCUUGUUUCAAAGGGUGAAAGUGAUGAUGAAAAGAAAUUAAAUGCGACUUAUAUCAUCAGUGUUGCUCGAAAACUCGGCUGUUCAAUAUUUUUGCUGCCUGAGGAUAUCAUUGGGGUCAACCAAAAGAUGAUAUUGACACUCACUGCCAGCAUCAUGUACUGGAGCCUUCAGCAACCAGUGAGUGAUUCAGAAUCAUCCCCUUCUCCUUCUGUAGCACUCUCCCCAGACUCCUCCCCAGCACCAUCCAUCAACGGCGAAGAUGAAAUCUCACUCGAUGGACUGUCAAAUCUGACCGUCGAUGAUGCUGCCUCUUAUUCAACAGUCUCAUAUUCACACGCCGAAGAUGAAGAUACUGAAUCACAGGAGGCCUCAUCUUCUUCGCCAGUUGAGAAUGGGGACACCCAAUUGCAGGAGGUCUCAUCGUCACAAGCUGGGAAAGAAGAUGAUACAUAGUCAAAAGGUUGGUUUUAAACUCGGGUUGGAGUGAAAAAUAUACAGGAAAGUGUUAUAAUGUUACAGGAAAUCUCUCCUUAUAGUCUCCUUUUUAGUAUUAUACCCACACACAAAUUAUAAAAUAAUGCCCCCCCUUGUUAAUCAAAGAUUCUGAGUUUUGUUAAAGUGAUUGUAUGUUGUAAAAAAAGUACGAUAGUAGUCAUUUAUAUGCAUUCUUUGGUUGUCUUGAAAGAAUUGGUCAUACAAACAAUGGCCUAUCGAUAUUUUUUGUCGUUAGGGAGAAUAUAUGCAUUCCAAUUUU